AUGGAGACUGCGCUAGCAAAAACACCACAGAAAAGGCAAGUUAUCUUUCUUGCUAUAUUGUUGCUUUUGUGGGAGGCUGGCUCUGACGCAAUUAGGUAUUCCAUGCCAGAAGAAACAGAAAGUGGCUCCUUUGUGGCCAACCUGGCAAAAGACCUGGGGCUUAGGGUGGGGGAGUUAGCUACUCGGGGCGCGCGAAUCCAUUACAAAGGAAACAAACAGGUCUUGCAGCUGGAUGUAGAAACCGGGAAUUUGCUGCUAUAUGGAAAACUAGACCGGGAGGUGCUGUGCGGGGCGACAGAUCCCUGUAUAUUAUAUUUCCAGUUAUUACUGGAAAACCCGGUGCAGUUUUUUCAGGCUGAUCUGCAACUUACGGAUAUAAAUGACCAUUCCCCACAGUUCCUAGACAAGGAAAUGCUCCUAAAAAUCCCAGAGAAUGUUCAGCCAGGGACCAUAUUUCCUUUGAAAAUAGCUCAGGACUUGGACAUAGGUAUCAACACUGUGCAGAACUACACAAUCAGCCCCAACUCCCAUUUUCACGUUGUCACUCGUAAUCGCGGAGAUGGCAGAAAAUACCCAGAGCUCAUGCUGGACAAAGCGCUGGAUCGGGAGGAGCAGUCUGAGCUCAGUUUAACCCUCACGGCGCUGGAUGGUGGGACUCCGCCCAGGUCCGGGACCACUGCAGUCCACAUUGAAGUCGUGGACAUCAAUGAUAAUGCUCCUCAGUUUUUACAGUCGCUCUAUGAGGUACCGGUUCCCGAGAACAGCCCCCUAAACUCCUUAGUUGUUGUUGUCUCUGCCCAAGAUUUAGAUGCAGGAACAAAUGGGAAUGUAGUCUACACUCUAUUCCAAGGCAAUGAAGUUACUCAACCAUUUGUAAUAGAUGAAAUUACAGGAGAAAUUCGUCUGAAAAAGGCAUUGGAUUUCGAGGCAACUCGAUACUAUAAUGUGGAAAUUGCAGGCACAGACGGCGGGGGCCUUUCAGGAAAAUGCACUGUAGCUAUAGAGGUUGUGGAUGUGAAUGACAACGCCCCUGAACUUACCAUGUCGACGCUCACAAGCUCUACCCCAGAAAACUCACCAGAGACUGUAGUGGCUGUUUUCAGUGUUUCUGAUCCAGACUCCGGGGACAACGGUAGGAUGGUUUGCUCCAUCCAGAAGGAUCUCCCCUUUCUCCUGAAACCCACAUUCAAGAACUUUUACACCCUAGUUACUGAGAGAGCCUUGGACCGCGAGGAGCAGCGCGAGCUAAGGCUUACCCUCACAGCGCUGGAUGGUGGGUCUCCGCCCAGGUCUGGGACCACGGAGAUUCAGAUCCUGGUCUUGGACAUCAAUGACAAUGCUCCCGAAUUUGCUCAGGAACUCUAUGAGGCACAAAUCCCUGAAAACAAUUCCCUGGGCUCCCUGAUUAUCACCGUCUCAGCGACAGAUUUAGAUGCAGGAUCCUUUGGGGAGGUAUCUUAUGCCCUAUUUCAGGGAGAUGACAUUAAUCAACCCUUCGAAAUAAACGCAAUUACAGGAGAAAUUCGACUAAGAAAGACUUUGGAUUUUGAGGAAUUUCAAUCAUACCACGUGGAUAUUGAGGCUACAGAUGGCGGGGGACUAUCAGGAAAAUGCUCUUUAGUCAUCAAGGUUCUGGACGUAAAUGACAACGCUCCUCAACUGACCAUGUCCUCCCUCGUCAGUCCCAUCCCCGAAAACCUGCCAGAGGUCAUAGUAGCAGUUUUCAGUGUGUCAGAUGCAGAUUCUGGACAAAAUCAACAGGUUAUUUGUUCUAUAGAUGACAAUCUCCCCUUUCUUCUAAGACCAUCAGUCGAGAAUUUCUACACCUUGGUAACUGAAGGAGCGCUGGACAGAGAGAGCCAGGCCGAGUACAAC
Molecule: messenger RNA, 1875 nt
Organism: Neomonachus schauinslandi (Hawaiian monk seal)
Lineage: Eukaryota; Metazoa; Chordata; Mammalia; Carnivora; Phocidae
Product: protocadherin beta-5-like
Exons: 2
Biological process (GO): homophilic cell-cell adhesion
Cellular component (GO): plasma membrane
Molecular function (GO): calcium ion binding
Source: RefSeq, a predicted model, not a curated record